AUGGUCGAGUUGGAUGUUGUCCGCAGCUUGAACAGUUCUCUGGUCCAGAGUCAACCUUUGGUGGCCGUCUUCUUCGGCGGCACUGGCGGUAUUGGACAGUUUACACUUCGCGCAUUAGCCGCUGCUGAGGCAAAGGGAGGGAAAGGGCUACGAGCAUACAUUGUCGGGAGAAAUGCCAAAGCAGCUGAAGGGAUCCUCGCCGACUGCCGUGCCGUCUACCCGCAGGGCCAGUUCAAGUUCAUCAAGGCCAAUGACCUCUCUCUGAUCAGCGAUGUCGAUCGACUUUGCGCAGAGCUCACGGAGCUGGUGGAAAAGGAGACUCCGGAUCCGAGGAUUGACUACCUCAUGGUAUCCCAAGGCGGGAUGCCCUUCCAACCACGGAAAGAUACGAAAGAAGGGAUCGACGUGACCAUGUCGCUGAUGUACUAUUCUCGCAUGAGAAUCAUCACCAAGUUGCUCCCACUGCUCCUCAACUCACAUCUCCCGGCGACGGUCGUCUCGGUCUACGCGGCGGGGAUGGAGAAGAAACUGUAUGCGGACGACCUGUCCCUUCGCGAUUUGAAACGGUACAGCUAUUCCCAAGCCCGAGACCACAUGUGUUACAUGCACACGCUGUUCAUGGAGAGCUUGGCUCAGCAGCACCCGGGGAAGCUCACCCUCAUCCACAUCUUCCCGGGCCUUGUCAUCGGACCGGGGUUCCAUAGCACGGAGCUGCCGAGAUGGUUCCGCAUCCUCUUCCACUGGUUCGUCUUGCCGCUCUUUGGGCGGUUCAUCACCGUGCCGACGGGCGAGUGUGGAGAGCGAAUGCUGUCUCUGGCAUCAUCCGAGCGGUAUCCGCCUCGACCAACCACGGACAGCUCCCAGAGCAAAAGGGAAGGGGCGGCCAUCGUGGGAACAGAAGAGACGCCGGGAAGUGGAGUUUAUUCACUCACCUGGAAUGGCGAGAGCAACUUCAAGGCGAAAGCGUACAAGGAGAUCAACAAACAGGAGAUGAGGAAGAAGGUCUGGGACCAUACCAUGAAGUGUUUCGAGGUUGUUGAGGCAGGCAAGGUCUUUACUGAGUGA
Messenger RNA from Fonsecaea multimorphosa CBS 102226, 1065 nucleotides. RefSeq lists its product as uncharacterized. The record is from RefSeq and is a predicted model, not a curated record. Bases 1 to 1065 code for a protein of 354 amino acids. The transcript has 2 exons. Lineage: Eukaryota; Fungi; Ascomycota; Eurotiomycetes; Chaetothyriales; Herpotrichiellaceae. Gene Ontology annotation, biological process: secondary metabolic process.